Cylicostephanus goldi is the source of this 261-nucleotide messenger RNA. Lineage: Eukaryota; Metazoa; Nematoda; Chromadorea; Rhabditida; Strongylidae. The record is from the annotation of a GenBank genome assembly.
AUGUACGCAAGCCGAAACCCCCUGUACUUCCUUAUUCCUCUCCUUCUGGUCUAUUUGGCUGCGGCACAGGAAGAGGUUAACAUCGAAGCUGCACCAGUUAUAGCUGAGGACGAAGCAAGCGAUGGAGCUUGUUUGGAUAUCCUUGGGGGUACGGUUAUGGAUACUAUGGACACCCUUACGGAUUCGGCUGUGGUUAUGGCUAUCCUUGUGGACCAUAUGGACCAUAUGGGUUUGGCGGUUUUUACGGCUAUCCAUGGUUGA